GUAGAAUCGGACGGACAGACGGACAUGGCUAGAUAGACUCGUCUAGUGAUGCUGAUCAAGAAUAUAUAUACUUCCUUCACUGCGAUGCAGACUUCUGACUGAAACCAUAAUACCCUCUGCAAGGGUAUAAAAAUUAGAGAAGUCAACUAAGCAAUUACAUUGUUUCCGCAAGGCUGACUUUCAGCGGCUAAAUCUUUAUAUAUCACGUUUUAAUUGGUCCUAAAUCUACUCAUCCCAAAAUAUGGAUGAUGCUAUAAUAUUUUCUAUAGUACAGUUAAUUCGUUUUUCAAUUCUUGUGUUCCGUUAUACUACCCGUCAGUCUCCAACAAGCCACCUUGGUUCAGUAAAAAGUUGACAUACUUAAAAAAUUAGAAGUCCAGACCUUAUAGGAAAUUCAAAGGUACCGGUUCUCAGUCUAUUUAUUCUAGAUACUUAACUGCUCGGUCUAGUUCUAUAGUGCCUAACUCUCUGUGUUACAAAAACUAUUUAAGUCUUUGUUCAAUUCUCAAUUCUCUCAGAAUCCGAUAAACUUUUAUAAUUUUGUUAACGCUAAGCGUAAAUCUACCAAUUAUCCUUCGUCGUUAUCUUUUGAAAAUAUUACCGCAACAACUGAUCAGGCCAGAGAGCAUCCUUACAAGAGGCGCCCGAGCAGGGACAUUGAGGAUAACUAGAGCAACACCAAAGUGGCUUAAAGAGCCACAAAGAUAAAUAUCUUUAUCCUGUAGAAUCGAACACCUGCCGAGACCCGCAAACUGCUGAAGCGAAGGACUGCGACGAGCAAAAGGAGAAGGAAAGAAUAGAGAACCGAUAUUGAAAAGGAAAAGGAUGGAGUUUCGUGUACUUCAAUAAACCAAAGGAGUCCGACGGCAAGUACGAAGAAGCCGAUUUGAUUGAAAACCCGGGCAUAGGAGUACGAUGGAGCUAUGCCCGCCGUAAAGAUGAGCUAGCCGCUCUAGCACUCAAGUUCCGGUUCAGCGCCGACGGCACCGUAGCAGAAACGCAGAAGGGAUUCGCUGCACUUGUGAGUACAGGAUCGUUUCCAGAGUCGGUGUGGAAACGGCUCGCUUAGCUACAGGAGCAGUACAUCUCGAGAGCUGUAAGUCUCAACCGACUGGGUGGCAAAUUAGCCAUAGUCAGGUUCCAUGUGUCGCCAUGCCUCUCCCGAUAGACUGACAAGUUAUCGAGGAGUCCAUCCCGGCACGUCACGAGAUCUCAUCGCACCACCAUUCGGAUGCCGCGGCGUGCCGAUGUCGCCAGAUUCAGAAGUCCCAGUAACCGCCACUCUGCCCCGACAUUUACUAGCCGAGCGGAUGCACAAAUGGAACCUACGAUUCGAUGGAACGUCUGACCCGUUGACCUAGAUCGCUUGAGGAGAAAAUAACAAACCAGGAGGAUGUACCCCGCGGCAGACCGGGAUAGGACCCAACCCUCGUCUGACGCCGAACCUCUUUCGAAAUCCCGGGAUACUCAUUCAAGGAGGCAAUGCAACUCAUCGGAUGAUCAGGCAGCCCCUAUCAAACAGCGAGCUUGUGGUAGAUGCGGCGAAGUCGGUCACUUUAUGCGGGGUUGUACUAAUGCACGCCUGAACUUUUGUUGGGAUUGCGGUCGUAGGAACAUACUGACCGUCGAUUGUUGUCGCCGAGACGCCCCGGGAAACGAACAACAUCUUCGCCGAGAUGCGGGCGCAGCGGAGAUGAGCGAAGUAACAGCCCGACUCCAAGAAACCGACCGUUAAGGAUAAGCAACGGCCUGAUCACCGCUACCGUGCGGAUCGGAGGCCGAUGGGUAGACGCCACGGUGGAUACGGGAGCAUCGAGGAGUUUUGCGAGCGAAGGAUAUGCUCGCAUGGUAGCAAGGCGUGAGGAGAUGCAAGAGAUCAUCACUAAAAUAGCGUUAGCUGAUCGGUCAAGUCUGGCAGUGAAGAAGUUAUGGCGUACUCGUGUGGAAUUAGCUGGCACGCAAGUGUGGAUGCCAUUCUUAGUGAUGCCAACCAUGUUGGAUCGCGUGAUAUUAGGUAUGGAUUUCUUGGCGGCGAUGGGAACGCGAAUACAGUGUGGAGGAGCCACCCUUAAAGUAAAAUUGAGCCCGUCGGCGGAAGACCCCCGACUGCGGCCAAGUAAAAUCGAUCUGAUGUCGUCAGAGGAUACGAACCCGGAAGCACUCGAAGGAUGGAGAACGACGGUUCCGGAGACACAGAAAUCCGGCGACAAGGGCACUACGUGUAUCAUGCGUCAGAUGACCACAUCAGGAGUACGAAAUAUCGGUUACGGAGGAGACGAUAUCAGGAGGUGCGACGAGCCGGGAAGGGCCUUGAAGGACUUUCGGCCGGACAAAAUCGUCGAACCAGAGAGCGGAGAUCCAAUGACGGAAGAGGAUGACCUAAGACCCGACCAGCGGGAAUUCAUCACCCGUGAGUUAGCGUUUUUCGAGGAGCUUCAGGUGUAUCACACGUGGCGGAGCAUCGGAUUAUCAUGAGAGACGAUAAACCCUUGAAACAAAGGUACUACCCGAGGAAUCAUUGCCGAAUGCAGAGCGUGAUCGACACCCAAGUGGACGAAUCACUUCGCGAAGACGCCAUCGAACUUUCACGGAAUCCGCAUAGCGCGCCCAUAGUGUUGGUCAAGAAGAAGACGGGUGAAUGGCGCAUGUGCGUUGAUUACAGAUAAUUGAACGCUUACUCAGUGCCCGACGCGUACCCCGUCCCCAGGAUCAACCACAUCCUGGAAAGACUACGUCAAGCCCGAUACAUUUCGAUGCUAGAUUUAAAGCACGGUUAUUGGCAGAUACCCAUGGCCAAGAACAGCCGCCAAUUCAUAGCCAAUGCCCUUCGGACUUCACUCGGCUAGCGCAACUUUCCAACGCGCUUUGGAUAGCGUGAUUGGUGCGGACAUGGAGCCGUUCACCUUCGCCUAUUUGGACGAUAUCAUCGUUAUAGGCGCCACGGAGGAAAAACAUUUGGCCAACCAGGCCGAAGUCUUCCGUAGGCUGCGGAGGGCGAACCUGAAGGUAAACCCAAAGAAGUGCGCGUUCUUCAGGCGGAGACUAGUUUAACUAGGCCACGUGAUUAGUGCCGAAGGAGUCCAGACCGACCCCGAGAAAGUGACGGCCAUUAUCAACCUGAAGCCCCCUACCUGUCUGAAGGAGCUCCGGCAGUGGCUAGGCAUGGCGUCUUGGUAUCGCCGGUUCGUCCCGAACUUCGCGUCUGUGGUACAGCCAAUGACGGCCCUGUUGAAGAAGGGUCGGAAGUGGGCAUGGAGCCACGAACAGCAGAUCGCGCUAGAUGAGGUAAAGAGGAGUUUAACCACUGCCCCCGUGUUAGGGUGUCCCGACUUCGGCAAGACGUUUGUGUUGCAAACUGACGCUAGUGACGUGGGACUUGAAGCAGUCCUGUCGCAAGGCAUCGAAGGCCAGGAGAAAGUCAUCGCUUACGCCAGCCGUCGACACACGGCCACGCAAGGCAAUUACACAACAACAGAGAAGGAGUGUCUGGCCAUCAUAUGGGUCAUUAGUAGAGGUGCAGAAACAUCGAUGGAAACAUCGAUGCAUCGAUGUUUUUCAAAUUUCUAAAAACAUCGAUGUUUUUUUGGACCAUCGAUGUUUCUAGGGCCCUCACAGUUCAAAGAAGAAGAAGUACAAAAGCACGCUAAAGGAAGUAAUAUCGGUGGUGUAGGCGAGACGCUGCUUAAAAUUUCAGCGAUGGAUAAGUUCUUGAAUAUCAGAUCGCCGUACCCGGUUGAAGUCCGGUUUCGUUGACCAACUUAUGUUUGUUAACAAAAAUUAUCAAAGCUUUACAAAGUAAUCCCCUUGAAUCUA
Messenger RNA from Drosophila subpulchrella, 3813 nucleotides. RefSeq lists its product as uncharacterized. The record is from RefSeq and is a predicted model, not a curated record. NCBI's taxonomy places the organism in Eukaryota, Metazoa, Arthropoda, Insecta, Diptera, Drosophilidae. Bases 1846 to 2475 code for a protein of 209 amino acids. The transcript is spliced from 2 exons.